Molecule: messenger RNA, 1600 nt
Organism: Fimicolochytrium jonesii
Lineage: Eukaryota; Fungi; Chytridiomycota; Chytridiomycetes; Spizellomycetales; Powellomycetaceae
Exons: 6
Coding region: 255-1421 (388 amino acids)
Source: RefSeq, a predicted model, not a curated record
GGACCUCCGUCAGGAACCGGGGACAAUAUAAGGAGGUCCGAUUCUGCUUACCCUACCCGCCAACUUGGUUUCUAUGGCCUUAUUCACGAGUUGGUUGGAGUGGCCAACAAUAUGAGGGAGCGGGGACAAUAUAAGGAGGCCCGCUUCCGGAGGUACCUGAGCUUAGGAAACUCCGUGUGUCUGCGGGACGGUUUGUUCAACGCCUUGCGGAAGUAAAGUCUACAGCCGACUACGUGGAAACAAAGACACCACCCAUGGAGGACUCGUUGGCUCAACGACGGGCGGAAAUUAUCGACGGGUGGUUCAACCCCAACUGGUGUGACUGGCGCUUCCACAUCCACGACUGUUCUGGGGAACGAAUAUGGCAAACCUUCUACAUCUUUCACUCCAUUUGGGGCUUCACCCUCGUCGCCAUGGGCCUCUUCGCGCUGUAUGGCAAAGUCCUGCCUGUGUGGGCGCGCGGACACCGGAUAUUCGAGAUUGAGGAGGGUGUGCUACGGCCGCGGGCUGGGGAGGGGUUUCUGGCGUUUGCGACGUUGGGGAUGUUGGGAAGGGGGAUUUAUACGACGGUCAUUUUGGCGGCACGGGGACGGGGGUUCGGGAGCGAGGCGGCGAAUGAGUUUUUCCAAGUUUUUCCUUUCGUUCUGAUACUGGAUAGCGGAGUAAUCUGGGCGGUUGGUGUUGUUUACGCAACGCCUCGUCAACGCCUCGUCGGCAGCACCACCGUCCUAGUGCACCUCCCUUCGCCGCGGGUGCUCAACUACAUACUUAUCGUUCUCGUCGCCCUCCCCACCAUCCUCAUUCCCGUUUUCGCGACUCUCGACGGGUACGCACGCGACAUCCUCCGUCCCGACCUCUCGCGAGCACUGCAUAGCGCGCAUUUCUGGACAUGGACGAUAUGCUGUGUUCUCACGGCCACCGCUUUGGCGUAUUUUGGAUGGCAUCUUGUGAAGGCGCUGAGAGAGACGGCGAAAGAUAUGAGCUCCAUGGCCGAUAUGCACCCGGAGAGUCCCAAGAGUGUGUCCGAGGCAGAGUUCCGGAGGGCUAUCACCAGUGCCAUGAUAACGCUAUCGACCUUAUUUUCACUGGCAAUCGUGUACGGCAUCGUUCUUUGCGCGUUUGGUUUGUUUCGAGUCGAGAUACAAAGCUUCCUCCCGUACUCGGUGCUGGUGGGGGGCUCCUGGAUCUUCUGCAUGCCUACGAUGCUGACAGCUAUUUUUGGGUUUUUCUGUUAUGGAGUAUAUCAGAGCAAAGCGGACGAGCGACGACACAAUCAAUCCGUCCCCUGCGCACGAUCGUUCUUCAAAACGGUCACCAACCGCCGACGACCGUUGCCUGGGGUCACAGGGGCCGAUAUCACCACCGCGGGGAUGAUGUCAGAAGAUGAGGAUACGACGCCGUCUAUACAACGUUGUCCAUAGAAAAAGGUAAGGAGAAUGGGGGCGCCGUCGCUGGUCUUUUCUACUCUGAGGCGCAUGACUCGCACGCAACCCCAACCAAUCACAACCCUAACCCGUCGCGACUAGGAGCUCGCGUCUGCCGCACAACAUCGACGUUCGUGGCCUGCGGAAGUACUCCUCAUGCAACGAGUAUUAGCAGU